Molecule: messenger RNA, 2908 nt
Organism: Prosopis cineraria
Lineage: Eukaryota; Viridiplantae; Streptophyta; Magnoliopsida; Fabales; Fabaceae
Exons: 5
Coding region: 200-1873 (557 amino acids)
Source: RefSeq, a predicted model, not a curated record
UGCUCUUUCCAUACCAUUUCCAGCUCCCAUUCCGUGCUCCGCCCCGUCUUCCGCCUUCAUUCGAUAAUCGAUCUUCUUUGGUUCUCUCUCCAACUCCAUAAAUUGUCUCCCUGUUUCGCUUCGAAGAGCUAGCGGAUUCUUGAGAACAUCCAGAAGGUUUCUCAUUUUUUCAUAUUGAUUAGUUUUUAUGGAGGGAUAAAUGAUAGGAAAAGGAGUUUUAGGAGAGCGCUUUCAACCCCGGACAUGUUCUGGGAGCAAUGCACCCAAAACUGGUCAGGCAAAAGGGAAUUCCAAAAAUGUUGUUAUUGACAUAGAUGGUGAUCAAGUUGAUGAAGUGGUGAUUAUAGAUUUUCCAGAGUAUAUGCAACAAAAAUUGCAUGGCUCUAGCUCACAGAGCAGAGACAGAAAGUAUCCACUUCAGAGUGUCAUCAGCAUUGAUGAUGAUGAGAGUGAUGAAGCUGAACACACUGAAAUUAUUGCCGAAGGUGGCGGGGAAUUGGAUAGUGAUGCCUCCUCAAGCAAACGAUUUUCUCCUGCUCCAGGCUUUAUGGGAAAUUCCGUGCACAUAGACGUUGAUGAUUGUCCUUCAUCUGAGUUGCCAGAAAGUAGGAAAACAAGCUCUGCAAGAGCUGCUGACAGAAAUCGUUAUGGUUUAGAUACCUCUGAAAGUGAGUCAUCUGAGAGUGAUUGUUCUGAUUGUGAACUUAUAGAAGUUUGUGAACAAUGGGAAAAAGCUUCAAUUAAAAGAAGACAUCAUAUCUUUAAUGAUAGAACUGGAUUUAAUGAGCAGGCCAGUUCUUCUGGUUUGCAUAGUAAUUCUAAUGCUGAUAUUGAAGUAGAAAAUAGGACAGGACAUGAUGCAGGCACUUCCUCAUAUUCUGGUCCCAGCAAUGUUAAACAUACGAUAAACCUAGCCCAUACCGGUAACAACCAAAUAGACGAUGCUAAUCUCUAUAUGGGGAAAGAAUAUCCUAUUAAGGAUUUUGGUCAGAAAAUUAACCAAGAGAGUUAUAAAUUUUUUACGUUUGUGUCCACUGAGAAAAUGCAAUCUUUACACAAGACUUCUGAUUCUGUGUGUGGAGAAACGAGUAGGAGUGGAGAAUUUCCCCCUUUCUCCAAGUAUAAAAGUUACGAUGUUGCUAGUGAUGCUGUUAUGGAUGCUUCAAAGCUCAAUAAAGAAGCAGGUGAUAAAGAGUCUAGAUUUGUUAGCUCCACCCAAGAAGCAAGCAAAGGACAAAAGAGUGAUGGAACUGGACUGAGGAACAGGGAUGCCUAUUUUUCUGACAGACAUUCUGGCUGUGUCUAUUUUGAUGAAAUGCAACUUAAUCAAGAUGGGCCUGUAUCUCAAGAGUGUUGUGUGAGAGAUAUCAUUAAUGAAAGAGAAAAACUCAAGGAAACUGAUGAAUAUAAGCAAGCCAUAGAAGAGGAAUGGGCAUCCAGGCAGCGACAACUGCAAGUUCAGGCAGAGGAGGCACAGAGGUUGCGUAAAAGAAAAAAGGCUGAAAGUAAGCGCUUACUGGACAUGCAAAGAAGGCAAAAAGAACGGAUUGAAGAAGUCAGAGAGACGCAGAAGAAGGAUGAAGAAAAUAUGAACAUGAAAGAGCAACUGCGGAUUGAAAUAAGGAAAGAGCUUAAUAAAUUGGAGAUAACAUGCGUGGACAUGGCUUCGUUGCUUCGUGGCUUAGGAAUACAAGUGGGAGGAGGCUGUAGUCCCUUGCCACAAGAGGUGCAUGCAGCUUAUAAACGGGCCUUACUAAGGUUUCAUCCUGAUCGGGCGUCAAAAACUGACAUUCGAGAGCAGGUGGAGGCUGAGGAGAAGUUCAAGCUUAUCUCUCGCAUGAAGGAGAAAUUUUUGACAACUUCAUGUUUCUGAGUGCUAGCAACUUAUAGAAUAUGGUUGUUGGCGUUUUAGUUGAGGUGCUUUUACUUCACAGCCUAUGAUUUUGUUUUUUUUUAGUUAUUUAAUUUGUCAUUUCCUCCUGCCCUCCCAAAAACAUAUACGAAGUUAGUGAAACAUACAAAAUCAUGUAAAGCUGCCAUCUGUCGUUUAUAGAUUGCCAUUUUUUGGAGGAUGGGUAACCAAGGUCAUCCUCUCUUCAUGGUACCACUUGCAUAUGUUAAUGUCAACAUUUUAAAGCUUGAGGGUUUUUCUAGAGAGCAAAUCCUGGGCCUCCACUAGGGUUUUCCAUUUAGGCACCGUUUGGUAUGAGAGAAUGGAAGCCAAGGAAAAGAAAUGGUUGAGGGAAUGAGUUAUUUAACAUGUUUCAUAUGUGGGGAUUCUUCUCCAAAAGAAUGUUUGACUCCUUUGUUCUUCAAUCCUGGGAGUGAAGUGGAAAUUCUCUGAUCACAAUGCCCUUGUACGAAAUCUAAAAUUCCGCAAGGUCUCAAUCUGUAUUGCCUUAUUGCAAGCCUGAAGAAUAAGUUGAUAAGCAUCGACCAGGUAUGAAGCACUCCCGAUCAGUAGGCUUGCGACCAUGACAAGAAACUCGAUCUAGAUCGGUAGUGAGAAGGAAUCAAAACAAGGAUGGUGACCGAUUUUCGUCCUCCAUUUCUGACCACCAUUGACCAAAUCUGAAGAAGCACUCAGACAACAUCACUCCCUUACCAUCACUGAGUUUCUGGGUUCACGGUGUUCAAUCUGGCUUUUCUGUUGCUGAUUUCAUUUUGUUAUAGUUCGGUGUUCGUUGAUUUCGUUUCCUUAAUUUUUUAAUUGAUGUUUAUAAUUUGCUGGUUUUCUAUUCAUCAGCUCCCUUCCCCAUGGAGGUGCAUGUUGGUCGUGCGUUGGGUUGCCAUUUUUUUCCUUUUUUACUAGGGUAGGGGUAAUAUGAUAUUUUGGUAUUGUAAAUUGUAGAUGUCAAAUAUUUAUAUUAGCAUUCUAUUAGCAUACCAAACAUGUCUUUAGAACUCA